GUAAAUAUUGUUUUGAAUUUAAAAUAAUAAAAUGCCUUUAAUAAUAAUAUGUGGUACUCCAGUUAGUGGUAAAACAACUAGAGCGAAUGAAGUAAAAGAAUUCUUUGAAAAAACACACAAGAAACAAGUCGAUAUUGUCUCAGAAGACGAAACAAUUUUGAAGUUAGGUUAUGAUAAGAAUUCGAAUUAUUUAGAUUUCCAGAAAGAAAAAAGAGUCCGAGGACAUUUAAAAUCCGAAGUUAUACGACUUAUUAAUAAGGAUAACGUUGUAGUAUUAGACGGAAGCAAUUAUAUUAAAGGUUACCGCUAUGAAUUAUACUGUGCAUCAAAAGCAUCUAAGUCGACACAAUGUACUAUUUACACAAUUCGCAACCACCAAGAAGCAUGGGAAGAUAACCUAAAAAGAAUCAAUCAAAAAGAACAGCAAGAAUGUACAAUAGCAGAUAAUUUAGACAAAAGUAUAUGCAAUGUGCCAUAUACAGAAGAAGUUUUUAAUGCACUUACAAAAUUAAGAUUUGAAGAACCUAUUUCCAAUAACAGAUGGGACAGUCCGCUUUUCACAGUGCAACCAACAGAUGAAUUGGAUUUAGAGGGUCUUUAUAAAGUCCUGUUUGAAAAGAAACCGCCCCCUCCAAACAUGAGUACACAAAAUCCUCCGCUUAGUUCAACAAACUUCCUUUAUGAACUCGACAAAGUAACUCAAGCUAUUUCAAAACAUAUACUGGAUUCGAAACAAUUGAAUCUAGACAAAGUCAAAUUCCCAGACUAUCCGGGAUGUGAACUCGAAGUAAGUAUCAUGAACACAAUUAACCCCCAACAGCUCCUGAGACUACGAAGGCAGUUCCUGACUUAUGCUAAAAUGAAUCAUUCGAACGAAAAUGCUAAUAAAAUUGGAAGAUAUUUUAUACAAUAUUUAAAUAAAACCCUGACAGAUUGAUUUAUA
Messenger RNA from Vanessa tameamea, 943 nucleotides. RefSeq names its product protein KTI12 homolog. NCBI's taxonomy places the organism in Eukaryota, Metazoa, Arthropoda, Insecta, Lepidoptera, Nymphalidae. The transcript has 4 exons. Gene Ontology annotation, biological process: tRNA wobble uridine modification. The record is from RefSeq and is a predicted model, not a curated record. Bases 32 to 937 code for a protein of 301 amino acids.